CACCGGGCGCGGCAGUAUCGCUGGGCUGGGAACCACCUCGUACGGCGGAUGGAGGGGGGUGGUGAGCGAGUGGUGCCUCGGGUGGGGGAGCGGGAGCGUCUCAUCCGAGACGUGCACGAGCGCGCAGGGCACUUCGGGGUGAAGAAGACCCUUUCCCUGCUGGCUCCCCACUACUGGUGGUUGGGAUUGGCUACGGACGUCGCGCAGGUGGUGCGCGGCUGUGAGGCGUGUGAUCGGGUAAAGGCGGCCUUCAACGUCAAGCACCCGACGCUGCAGCCACUGCCGAUCAAAGGGCUGUUUUACAGGUGGGGCCUGGAUUUUGCUGGGCCUUUGCCCAAGUCCAGCAGAGGCCAGCAGUAUGUGCUGGUCAUGGUCGAGCAUUUCAGCAAGACCAUAAUCCUGGCGCCCACCCAAGACAAGGAGCCGGGCACGGUGGCGGGGGUGUUUACCCGCGAGGUCUUGACCCGGUUUGGAGCGUGCGCGGAGGUGGUCACGGACAGGGGUGGGGAGUUCGGGGGCGAAUUCCAAGCAUGCCUGGAUGCGGCCCUGAUCGACCACAGGGCGACGUCGGCCUACCAUCCGCAGGCCAAUGGGUUGAACGAGCGGGUCGUGGGGUUGGUGAAGCGGGCUUUGCGCAAGUGGUGUCUGGGGCAUGCAGCAGAGGAGUGGGACGUCUACCUGCCGUGGGUGGCCAUGGGCUACAACUUCAGCGCGCAGGCGUCCCUGGCUGGCUUCUCCCCUUACCAGAUCCUGUUUGGCAGGGACCCGGUGGUCCCUGGGGCAAUCAAGGUGGCGCUGGAGGAGCCGUUGGACUUGGACCACCCAGAACGGCUGAAGGCGCUGGUGGCGCAGCGGGCGGCGCUGUUCCGAAGGUGGAUGCCCAUGGCGAUGGGAAACCUUCAGAUUGCACAGCACCGCGACACGCUGCGGUACGCGAAGACGCGCAGCGGGGCUUGGAAGCCGCAGCUGAUCCAGUACGGGGUGGGUGAUUACGUUUACCUCCAGCGUGAGAUGCUGGACACGCUGGACAUCCGGGCGGGAGAGCGCAUCCUGCGCAUGCGGUCGGUGGAGGCAAACGGCGUGCUGGAGCUGGAGGGGUCGGAUGCGAGGACAGUGCGGGUGCACGUGGAGAGGUGUGCCCCGUGCCACCGCCCCGACGUGGACGGGAGGUUGGACCCGCGGGCGGCAGUGCCGUCCCCAGACUUUGCGUGCACACGGUGUAAGAAGGCGACCGGGGCUGCGCGGAUGCUCUUGUGUGACGGAUGCGGGGCGGGGUGGCACUUGGAGUGCCUUGAUCAGCCCCUGUCGGCAGUCCCGGAGGGGGACUGGUAUUGCGGCCGGUGCAGGACAGCUCAGGACUUGCUGGCGCGGGAGUCUGCGGCGCCGUGGGUGGGCCCUGCUGAGCGGGCGCGCGCACAGGGCCCAGGAGGGGAUAGUGCGGCAGCAUGCUAUUGGCUGUAUUUAUGGUGUCGAGAUGCCUAG
Messenger RNA from Klebsormidium nitens, 1482 nucleotides. The record is from the annotation of a GenBank genome assembly. Lineage: Eukaryota; Viridiplantae; Streptophyta; Klebsormidiophyceae; Klebsormidiales; Klebsormidiaceae.